Pyricularia pennisetigena is the source of this 1569-nucleotide messenger RNA. RefSeq lists its product as uncharacterized. NCBI's taxonomy places the organism in Eukaryota, Fungi, Ascomycota, Sordariomycetes, Magnaporthales, Pyriculariaceae. Gene Ontology annotation, molecular function: transmembrane transporter activity. The transcript has 4 exons. The record is from RefSeq and is a predicted model, not a curated record. Gene Ontology annotation, cellular component: plasma membrane. The annotation marks the transcript as partial. Gene Ontology annotation, biological process: transmembrane transport.
CCGCAAAGUAUGGAUGUCGAAAAAGGAAGGGUAUCGGACAACGGUGUUAUCGCACCGGCGUCUGACCAGGAGAGCGUGCGACUAGAGUCGGGCUCUCGGGCAGGACGGAAGUCCGGGUCCGGGGACUCGACCGGCCGGGACAGGGCAGGCUUUCUGCCAACUAUACUCCGGUUUCUCAACCGGGCCGAGGCUCGAGGAAUCGCCCCCGUUCCCGUCGAGGAACGAACGGAAAAACGGACUUUUAACGUCUUCACCCUCUGGUGGACGAUGAACGCCAACAUCCUGGCAAUCACGUUUGGCAUGUUGGCGCCAUCCUUUGGCCUGGGUUUGCGCGAUGCCUCGCUUGUCAUCAUUUUCUUCUCCCUGUUGACCGCUGCUCCGACGUCCUACCUCUCCACUCUGGGUCCCAAAACGGGCAUGCGACAGAUGGUCCAAGCCAGAUAUAGCUGGGGACGCUAUCUUGUCACCCUGCCUGUCAUCCUGAACCUGGCAACCCUGACCGGGUUCUGCGUGGUGAUGGCGGUCAUCGGGGGCCAAUGUCUGUCUGCCGUUGCCGGUGAAGGCUCCCUGACGCCAAACGUUGGGAUCGUCAUCAUGGCGCUUCUGUCACUCUUCAUAUCCUUUUGCGGCUUCAGGGUACUCCAUUACUAUGAGAGAUGGGCGUCUAUCCCUGCCGUUAUCGCCAUCAUUGUCGCGACUGGCUGCGGCGGCGAAGGUUUGAAGCUGCAGUCGACCCCGCCUGUCACCACUGUCGCCUCGGUGUUCUCGUUCGGCAUGAUUGUGGCAUCAUACAUGAUCCCCUGGGCUGCCUUGGCUUCGGACUUUACCACGUAUCUGGAGCCUUCCACACCUGCCAUCAGAAUCUUCGCAUAUAGCUUCGCAGGUCUGGUAACCCCACCCGUUCUACUCAUGAUCCUCGGAUCUGCCAUCGCAGGCGCCGUCCCAUCAAACCCCGCAUGGGAGGCCGGAUACGAUCGCAACCUGGUAGGCGGCGUGCUCGACGCAAUGCUGACGCCCGCGGGCGGGUUCGGCAAGUUCCUUGUCGUGGUGCUGUCCUUCAGUCUGCUGGGCAACCUCUCGGCGACGUCGUACUCGGUCAGCCUGAACCUGCAGCAGCUCUUCGCGCCGCUGACGCGAGGCUCCGAGAUCCUCAAGCGCGUCCCGCGCUACGCCUACACUAUCCUGCUGACGGCGCUCGUCAUCCCCAUCGGCAUUCGCGCCGCGCAGGACUUCUUCAUCAGCCUCGAGAACUUCCUCGGCCUGAUCGGCUACUGGAGCGCCGCGUUUGUGUCUCUGCUCAUGGUCGAGCACCUCUGGUUCCGCGCCGGCGACUGCGCCUCGUACGAUCCGGCCAUAUGGAACGAUGGCGCCCGCCUUCCCAUUGGCGUCGCCGCGCUGGUGUCCUCGGUCCUGAGCUUCCUGUUGGUCGUGCCCUCCAUGUCCCAGGUCUGGUGGACGGGUCCCAUCGCCCAGGUCACUGGGGAUCUGGGGUUUGAGUUUGCCUUUGUGGUGACGGGGCUGCUGUAUGUGCCUUUGAGGACGUUGGAGAAGCAUUUGACGAAGCGUUGA